GGUAUCAUAAUAUUAUCAUCCAUAUACGAGAGGAAUUUCAUGUAUUAUACUACUAAUAAUGCAGUUAUUAUUGUCUAUAAUUUUUCAUUAAACUUAAAUAAUUUUUCGUUAAACUUUUGUUAAUGUUAAAGAGAAUUUUUUCUGGUAAUCUUGAUAACUGUAAAAUUGAUCUACAUCCAAGAAAUUUAAGACAUUAACAAUUAAUAAUGGAGAAUUUAGCUACAUCAACUGAAAAUAUGGAAUUUGAUGGCGCACAGUUAGCUAGUAUUAAAGAAAUAUUCAAGUCAUACAAUCGAUUAACUGAAAUUUGUUUUAUGGAUUGUGCAAAAGAUUUUACAGUAGGGGAUCUAAAAAGUGAUGAGGAAAAAUGUGCUCAAAAUUGUACCAAUAAAUUUCUGAAAGCAUCUGAGAGAAUGACUCAACGUUUUCAAGAGUAUCAAAUGUCUAUGAAUGAACAUUUGUUAACUACUCAACAAAGUGUAAAAUAAUAAAUAUAAUUGUAUAAUAACUGUCAAUUUAGAAUAUAUAAUAAAAGUUAUUACUUGUUUUUUUA
Molecule: messenger RNA, 553 nt
Organism: Daktulosphaira vitifoliae (grape phylloxera)
Lineage: Eukaryota; Metazoa; Arthropoda; Insecta; Hemiptera; Phylloxeridae
Product: mitochondrial import inner membrane translocase subunit Tim9-like
Exons: 4
Coding region: 207-488 (93 amino acids)
Source: RefSeq, a predicted model, not a curated record